CCAUCUCUAAGACAGCUUUGUUUUGGUUUUGCAACGAAAAAAACAGCAGCGUCGUGAGUUCUUUUCCGUUUACUUACAAAGCCUCGCACAAACAAACCAGCGCAUUACGUGUUGCACAGAUGUUUGCGGAUCGUCGAGGCAAUCAAUAAGCGAAAGAUAACUUGGCAGUUGAACUCCGGAGCUGGCAGAAGAUGGACACAAACGCUGGGGAGUCGGCAUCGCCGCCAUCUAGCAAUGAGGCGGCGGCCGGAUCCCAGUCCCAGAGCGAUGCCUCCGAAGAGGAGGAGUAUCUGGACAACAGUAUCGAACUGAGGGGCUAUCUCAGCAAAUGGACGAACUACAUCUAUGGAUGGCAGCCGCGUUACAUAGUCCUGAAGGAUGGUACCCUCUCCUACUAUAAGUCCGAAUCGGAAUCGGAUUUCGGGUGCCGCGGAGCCAUCAGCCUGACCAAGGCCACCAUUAAGGCCCAUGAGUCCGACGAGCUGCGCUUCGAUGUUGUGGUGAACAACCUAAAUAACUGGUGCCUACGGGCGGAGACCAGCGAGGACCGCAUGCACUGGGUGGAUGUGCUGCAGCUGUAUAAAGCGGACUCCGGCAGCACGGACACCACUUCCUUGCGUCGCCAUGGUAGCACCAUGAGCCUGCAAUCGAACACCAUCUCGCUGACCAGCGGCGGAAGCCUGAAUAAGACGCAGCGCAACCUGCGCGAAAAAUUCGGGGAGCUGGAGACCUUUAAGGACAUACUAUUUGGACAGAUCGAGACUCUGCAGCGAUACUUCGACGCCUGCUCGGAGGUGAACAAAAAUAAUGCCCAGCCACUGGACCUGGGCGACGGUCUGAAGUCCAUCGAUUUCAAGGGGGAAUCCAUCACGUUUCGGGCCACAACGUCCGGCGUGCUCACCACCCUGCAGCAUUGCCUAGAAAUCAUUGCCGAGAGCGAUGAGUCAUGGAAACGGAAACUGGAGCGUGAAAUAGAUAAGCGCCGACGUUCAGAGGACCAAAGCAAAAAGCUCAAGGACGAAGUCGAGAAAAUGAAGCGCUUAUCGUAUCCUGGCCCAGAUUUCGAGGAGGGUCCACAUUCCACAUUGCCCGAGGAUGAGUUCUUCGAUGCGGUCGAAACGGGCCUGGACAAAAUCGAGGAGGACAUGCAGCUGCGCUUUAAGCUGAAGCUGCAAUCCCAGAUCUCCCAGACACUGGUUAACGUUCCACACGAGGCGGUGGCCGAAGGCGAGGAGGCGCGCGAGGAGUUCGGCACGGGUGCGGAGGCCACCAGCCAUGCCCUGUGGCCGGAGAUCGAUCGCGUGUGCAAGGAGCAACUGCACUACGCACGCGAGGGCGUUGGCCAGGACGGCAAUGGCUGGCAAAUCUUUGCCGACGAGGGGGAGAUCAAAAUGUACAAACGCGAGGAGGAGGUCAACGGGCUGGUCAUGGAUCCCCUGAAGGCCUAUCACACGGUGCAGGGCGUGACGGCGAGGGAAAUGUGCCAUUACUUCUUCAUGCCCGAGUUCCGAAAUGACUGGGAGACUACUUUGGAGGACUGCACAAUCCUGGAAAAGAUCUCGGCGGACACCCUGCUUUUCCUGCAAACCCAUAAGCGGAUAUGGCCGGCGAGUCAGCGGGACGCGCAAUUUUGGUCGCACAUGCGCAAGAUCACAGACAAUCUGGAGCCGGGCGCCCGGGACAUGUGGGUGGUGUGCAACAACUCGACGGAGUACGCUAAGCAGGAGUCAAAGAAUGGAAAGUGCGUACGAAUCUUCCUGACCGUAAUCCUGGCCUGCCAAACCCAUCUGCCCGAGGGUUACGUGAAGGGCCAGCCCCUGAAUCGCAACGAUCUAACCUGCAAAAUAACCUACUGCUCUGUUGUUAAUCCUGGAGGCUGGGCGCCUGCGAGUGCUCUGAGAGCCGUGUACAAGCGCGAGUAUCCCAAGUUUCUGAAGCGCUUUACGGGAUACGUAAUAGACCAGUGCAAGGACAAGCCCAUCAUGUUCUGAUAUUUGCCAUAAGCAACAAAGCAAUCAAAAACCAAUCAAAGCUGAAUCGUCUCACGUAUUUGGCUUGAACUUUAUCCUUAAUAAGCCUCCAGUUUGUGGCCUCAACUAUAUUUUGAAAUCUGUUUUGCUACUCCUUACUUCAAUUCUAUAACCAUUUCGUUGAGUUUCACGACUUUGGUUCUUUUGUACAAGAGUGUUCUCUAUGCGAAAUGUUAGAAUCGCUUUUUGUAUCUGCGCUAGGGCAACUAAGAUAUAGUGUAACCUAUUUAGCCGUAAGUUAUUUGUAAGUGAAACACAAUCAUUGUAUAGAUCUUAGUUCCGAAACUUUCUAUCUGUAAUGUAUAUCUUUAUGAAAAUGCUUUAAAUGCAACAAUUGCAAGAAUGAUGUGAGGGAUGCAUAGCUACAUAUACGAAGGCUUUCCUUUUGGUGUGAAUCUAUAUUAUAUGUAUAUCCGCAUACGUACGAGACGAGUAUAUAUAUUCCCAUACUCCCGCCCAGAAACACCGGUUUUACUCAACUGUCAAGUGUAAAUAAAUGCGACUUACUGUUAUCUCCAAAAAAA
Molecule: messenger RNA, 2554 nt
Organism: Drosophila erecta
Lineage: Eukaryota; Metazoa; Arthropoda; Insecta; Diptera; Drosophilidae
Gene: cert
Product: collagen type IV alpha-3-binding protein
Exons: 9
Coding region: 192-1991 (599 amino acids)
Biological process (GO): ER to Golgi ceramide transport
Cellular component (GO): Golgi apparatus
Molecular function (GO): phosphatidylinositol-4-phosphate binding
Source: RefSeq, a predicted model, not a curated record